CGCGUCGAUCAUUAAAUGACAAACGCCCACUCCGCUGCCUUUAUGUCAAUUUCAGGCCAAGAUGGGUGGGAGCAGUGAAAUAAUUUUUGAGCACGCCUUUUAAUUAACAUCUCGAAUGUCACUGUAUUGAGAAACAGAGAUGUUCUAUCUCGUACAAUCAGGCCGGCUCUGACCAUGGCGCCAACAGAAUCGACCAUCCUGAGCAACUUCUUGUUAGCCCCAGCACAGCUCCCUACAAUCAUCUCCAUGGAUGAAUUCAAAGCCUUAUUUCCUCUACAGCACCGAUCAUCGGCUCAAGUACGAUUCCUGUAUAGGGAUCUUCAACGCCAAAGGAGUAAUGUCGUAGAAGUAGUCUCCGAAAACAUCGCAGAGGAGACAUCCCGGCACGCAAACGUUAUUCGAAGACAGGUCACUAGGGCGGAUAGGAUAGGGACUUUGGCGGACGAGUACGACGCAGAAGAUGAAGUUGAGAAAGCGCUGGUUGCCUCGAGCUCUACUCCAGUUGGCAACGAUCCUCUCACAAACCUGAGUAUUGUGGUGCAAAGUAUGGAAACCUCUUUAACCGCAGUCGAGAGCCAGAUUAAGGAUCUGCAUACUGAAGAGACCAGACUUCUCGAAUUGGUGAAGAAAACUGUUGGAGACUUGAGCGACCUGCGUUACGGUCGUUUAUCCAAUGCGAGCUUGCCGCAGCAGGUCUUGGAUGGUUUGAAAAACCUACAGGAUAUAUGCGAGAAUAAAAAUCCGUGAGAUUGCGACACAAGCAAAGGCUUAAAUACAAAAUAAACUCUUGUGCAACCAAGAUAUACCUGCGGGAUAUUAUAAAUCCAUAGUAAAAUAGAGCAGUGCGCCAUCAAAUAGAGUUGCAACCCAGACACAUCAUUGACAAAGGAGA
Molecule: messenger RNA, 892 nt
Organism: Pyricularia oryzae 70-15
Lineage: Eukaryota; Fungi; Ascomycota; Sordariomycetes; Magnaporthales; Pyriculariaceae
Exons: 2
Coding region: 175-747 (190 amino acids)
Biological process (GO): chromosome segregation
Cellular component (GO): kinetochore; Mis6-Sim4 complex
Source: RefSeq, a predicted model, not a curated record